Molecule: messenger RNA, 1204 nt
Organism: Macrosteles quadrilineatus (aster leafhopper)
Lineage: Eukaryota; Metazoa; Arthropoda; Insecta; Hemiptera; Cicadellidae
Product: mitochondrial ribosome-associated GTPase 2
Exons: 7
Coding region: 10-1137 (375 amino acids)
Cellular component (GO): mitochondrion
Molecular function (GO): magnesium ion binding; GTPase activity; GTP binding
Source: RefSeq, a predicted model, not a curated record
ACUGAAAAAAUGCUGCAGCGAUUUUCAAAAGUGGGCAUUCAAUUAACUCGACUCUGUUCCAACAAAGCAAGCCCAGUUCCUCUUAGAAGUAGGAAACCUAAAUCCAAAAGUCAUGUGGUUCAGAGCUUUGAUGACAUGAAGGCGGUGCGGGUGGUUGGGGGCAAGGGGGGAGAUGGGUGUAUCUCCUUCCUCCAGCUCUGGGCCAAUGAGAAGGCAGGACCUGAUGGGGGAGACGGAGGCAACGGGGGUCAUGUAGUUUUCAUGGCAACUCACAACGUUGCUAGUUUAAACCAUGUUAGACCAAUACUGAGUGGUUCCUCGGGUGAAGAUGGCCACAACAAAGACUGCCACGGGAAAAAUGCCAACCACACCAUUAUUGAGGUCCCCAUUGGCACAAUCAUCAAAGACAAAAACCUGCGAGUGGUGGGGGAUUUAGACAAGGAGGGGGCGAUGUUUAUUGCGGCCAGAGGAGGGGCUGGGGGACGAGGCAAUGCGUUCUUCUGCUCAGACACUCUCCAGGUACCAAACAUUGCGCAGUACGGCGCCAACGGAGAAUCACUCUCAUAUAUUGUGGAGCUGAGAAGUAUGGCACACUUUGGACUGCUGGGCAUGCCAAAUGCGGGCAAGAGCACAUUAUUGCAAGCCAUCUCAAGAGCUCGUCCUAAGAUUGCUCCUUACCCAUUUACCACUCUAAAACCUCAUCUCGGAAUGGUCCAGUACAGUGACUACGAGCAAAUAGCAGUGGCUGAUCUGCCUGGUCUGAUAGAAGGUUCGCAUCGUAACCGUGGACUGGGCAUAUCGUUCUUGCGCCACGUGGAGCGCUGCACCGCACUGAUACUCCUAGUGGAUGUGUCUGGCGCAGAGCCAUGGGAGGACGUAGCGGUGCUGCGACAAGAGCUCUCUUACUUCAGUCAGGAGUUGGCUACCCGUCCUCAGCUUUUAGUAGCUAACAAAAUAGAUGUCCCUGGAGCUGAGGAAAAUCUUGUUGCGCUGAAAGAAAAACUGCAAGAUGAAACCAUUCUCAGCCUAUCAGCUAAGAUGGGAACUAACGUUUUAGCACUCUUAAAAAUAUUAAGAUCAAUUUAUGAUGAUAGUUUGAAAAAGAAAUCCGUUAGCAGUAGUUCAGGUGUAGGAUGAGUGGUGACAUUAGUUAGUGUGUAAUUUUUGAGAAUAUGGAUACAGUUUGAAUAAAAUAAAUCUUUGA